AGGACCUCAGUCACGAAAUUUCAAUUGUAUGGAUGUGGUUUUGAUACCGGCCAGACUCUACGGUUCCCAAGAUCCUGCAGAAAUUCUUCUACAUUUCUCAUGGUGCGUAUACGAAAUGCGCUCAGCUGCCGCAGGCGCAAUAAUUACCUCUCGACUGAUCUUGUGAACACUACAACUACUCGACCAGGCGACCAUUUUUCUUUACCCUUUGCUUGCCGCUCGCUGUCGUCGAUCCGUUCCUUCCUUUGCGACCCAGCGCGUGACUAUAUUUUCUUUCUAAGAUCAUGAUAAUUGAUAGUACUCGUUUGCGACAUGAGUCCAAAUCGUGAAUCCUAGAACAUCAAGUAGAAACUAGAAACUUCAAGCCAUAGCCAUGUCCACCUUAGCCGCUGGCGAGGGAACCCCCAGCACCUCGGGAGGUAGUUCCGAUGUGGGUGGUGCCACCAACAGUGCGGGGAAAAUUUCCAGUCCUGUGUUGCAGAGCAGCAGUACAACUAAAUCUAAUACCAUAAAUGCAAAAGAAGAAGUCCACCUCGUCCUCGAGAGCUGCAACAGCACCGGCCGCGACGUCCCCACUUCUGGAAAAGAACUUUCUCCUGUAGGAUGCGACUCGCUCCCCAGCAGCAGCUCCGCACUCCUCGCCGACAUGGCAAACCGCAAAAUCGCCUUGGUCCUGGGCUUCAACGGCAAGGCCUACCGCGGGCUGCAGAUCAGCUACCUGGACAAGAUUGAAACCAUUGAAAACGAACUGCGGAAGGCGUUUUUCGAGCUGAAGAGCAUCAAGAACGAAAAUGUGGAACUAACCAAAUUUGACUGGUCGCGUUCCUCCCGCACCGACGCAGGCGUGUCCGCGCGGGUGAUUUGCCUCGGCUGCAAGAUCGGGAUUCCGGUGUGGCGGGAUCGGAACAAUGCUAAUCCGGAGACGAACGUGGUCGAGGAGAGGCUGGACUUUUUCAAAGCGAAACUAAACGAGAUUUUCGACCGGGAAAACGCAAAUAUCCGAGUUUUCAACGUGCUCCGCGUGCCGAAACGCUUCGACGCGCAGAAGGCGGCCAGCUGGCGGGAAUACAGCUACUUGCUGCCGAAAAGGGUCGUGGUGGGUGGUCUUGCAGCCGGCGGGGGUGGUCGGCUCACUGAUGGGGCAACGCGGGAGGAUGCUGUCAAGAACCAUACGACACCUACUUCAUCCGACAACGACGUUCAUACUGCAGAGCAGCUAAUGUUGCAGGGAAAAGUAGAGGAACAAGCAAAUGGCAACGGUAUGAUGAUGGCAGCGGAACAAGACCUUCCGCAGAACGUUACGACUUCUCGUACAAAAACAGAAACGACCAAGCAAUCCUUUUCCACAGUCCCAGAAACGAAGAGGCAGUUUGAAAGCCGGGAAAAAACUUUGCGGCCUUUGAACGUCGACCGGCUGCAGGCGGCUUUGGAUUGUUUCCUCGGCGUGCACUCGUUCCAUAACUUCUGCAAUUUGAAAUCAAGAGAUGUCAGUGGAGGAGGUGGCGGAGCGUCGCUACAACCGGCUUGUGGUGAUAAAGCGGCUGUUUCUCGUCCUGCAGCAGAAGACGCUACAGAGCUUGUUGAAGGAACAGAAGAGACUAGUGCACUAGCGGGAGACGCUGCUGGAGGUCCUCCGAGCAAGAAGCGGAAAAUCUUCGAGGGGAAUUAUAAAAACAAGGGGAAUAAUAAAGGCAAGAAAGGUGCCGGUAAAGGAGCGGGCAAAAAGAAGGGAAAGAAGGACAACAACAGCUUCAAGGAACCUUCUGAGGGGCAAGAAAACAACACGACAAAAAAAGAGACGGAGGAGGAGUUAGAACUUGCGACGUCCACCUCAAAUCACAAAGCUGUAGAACCCGCCGCCGCCCCGCCAACUCCAACAUUAUUUCAGUCCCCCAACAUGGUUGACUGGGCGCGAUUGGUGGUGAAAGCGACGAACGCUGCUGAUUUUGAUUUACUGGAGGAAAAGUACCGGAAGCGGUCGAAAGAUUUGUUUAAACACACUUUAUCCACGAUCUACUUCUUCAAAGUGACUGAAGAGUCGAAGGCGGAAGGGGAGGAAUUCCUGGAAAUUCGCGUGCGGGGACAGUUUUUCCUUUACAACCAAAUUCGCCUCAUGAUUGGCGCCGCGGUGGCCCACGCGUUCGGGCUGUAUAGCAGCGAUAGUACUAGCUGUUUAUCAUCGUCAACAACAUCCGAUCCCGGUCUCGAACUGAUUCGCAACGCCCUUGUCUCUCCCAUUGAGUGCCAGUUUCCGCUUGCGCCCGGAGAGGGUCUGUGCCUCUACCAGGCGGGGUUUUCGCAGUUUGACGAGCGACAGGGGCGCAUGGCGCUGGACAGGAAGCAAUUUGAGAAGUGCUUCGACUGCAAAGCUUCAGCAUCUCCAGAAAAUGGACACGCUAGUGUCCAGCCCAACCGAAAGGAAGAGCAGCAAGGUCCGCGGGAUUUUUUACUGUUGCAAAACGACGGUCAGAUUGCGGAGAUGGACAAGUUCUACCGGGAGAAAAUUCUCACCUCGAUUGGCACCGAACAGUAUCAGGAAAUUUACGACACUUGGGUGCUCACCAGCGGGUUGCACCGCAUCGAGAUUUCGGAGGAAGCCAGGCAUGUACUUGCAAAGACUUCUGGUCGACAAUUCUUUGCAGCCGGUAGUACUGGUACAUCAACAGGAUCUACUACUACUUCUUCUACUUCUUCGCGAUCAGCAGGAGCAGCAACGGCAGUGACCGGUAUUAAAAUCACAAAAAACGUGACAAAUGCGCGUGAAAUCGGAUUUGAGAACUUCAGCAAUUCCUCCAACAAGUACUACCAAAACUGCCUGCCCCCGAGGUUCACGAGUUCCCUGCUGAUCGCCUUCCCGGAGAGGUUUCUGCCGGGGCCGAAACUGACGAACUUUCAGGUCGAAUUAGUGCGGAAACUGGUGGACUUGUGGGAAAGCGGGGACACGACGCAGGAACCCUGGAAAAUGGAAACCGAGGACUUGCUGGUGUUCGUGGAAAGAAAAAUGCUGGCUGGGUCGUGAAGAAGAAAAUGAGGAAGAGGAUAGCCUGAGGUUUAUGGUUAUGGUUUCUGUUGCUGCAAUGAAAUGAUCGAGGAAGUGGUGGUGGGGCUAGAUGAGGGUCUUCUGAACAGAUGUCGAUGUUUUCCCCAGUUGACGACUCAACCUCUCGAUUGCGGUCCGAGGGAUAAGCAAUUAUUUUCACGCGAUAAAUUUGAAAAAGCACAAACCUGAAAGAAAUGUGCCCACCGCGGCAUUGGAGACCACAGGAACGCGUAAACAGACGAG
Molecule: messenger RNA, 3283 nt
Organism: Amoebophrya sp. A120
Lineage: Eukaryota; Dinophyceae; Syndiniales; Amoebophryaceae
Source: the annotation of a GenBank genome assembly